GCAAAGCCUAUCUCGACCUCUGUGACUGCAGUAUCCCGAACCAAAAACGACUCAUAGCAUCUGUAACGAUGGCUCAACCUAAUGUCAUGGUCAUGAACACCGGUCCCGAAAGGCAGACCGGACGAAAAGCGCAGUCUGCCAACAUCAUGGCUGCCAAGACGGUAGCGGAUGUCAUCCGAACGUGUUUGGGGCCCAAGGCCAUGUUGAAGAUGAUCUUGGACCCCAUGGGAGGAAUCUUGCUCACUAACGACGGACACGCCAUUCUCCGAGAGAUCGACGUUGCUCACCCUGCUGCCAAGUCGAUGAUCGAGCUCUCGAGAACGCAGGACGAGGAGGUCGGUGACGGGACUACAAGUGUCAUUAUUCUCGCUGGAGAGAUCCUUGCCCACUCGUUGCCUCUGCUCGAACGCAACAUCCAUCCGGUCGUCAUUAUCAAGGCCUUCUCCAGCGUCCUCGACUCUGCUCUCGCCACCAUUGAAUCGAUCUCGGUACCCGUCGACACGUCGUCAGAGAAGGAAAUGAUGGCUCUGAUCAAAACCUCGAUUGGUACGAAGUUCUCGUCCCGAUGGUCCGACUUGAUGUGUUCUCUCGCCUUGAAGGCUGUGAGGACCGUCGCCGAGACCGCAGAGGGUGAAUCUUCUUCAUCUGCCGGAGUCAAGACAGUCGAUAUCAAGCGAUACGCGAGAGUGGAAAAGAUUCCCGGUGGGGAGAUUGAGGAUUCCAAGGUCCUCAACGGUGUCAUGGUCAACAAGGACGUCACUCAUCCGAAGAUGAGGAGGAGGAUCGAGAACCCUCGUGUCAUCCUGCUCGACUGCCCUAUGGAGUACAAGAAGGGAGAGUCUCAGACCAACAUCGAGGUGUCGAAGGAGGAGGACUGGAACCGUUACCUCCAGAUCGAAGAGGAGCAGAUCAAGGCGCUCUGUGACAAGAUUAUCGAGUUCAAGCCCGACGUCGUCUUUACCGAGAAGGGAGUCUCGGAUCUCGCUCAACAUUACCUCCUCAAGGCCGAUCCUCCUAUCACGGCCAUUCGAAGGGUCAGGAAAUCGGACAACAACAGGAUUGCUAGGGCUGUUGGUGCUACUAUCGUCAACAGGGUCGAGGAUCUGAGGGAGUCUGAUGUCGGCACGGAUUGUGGUCUUUUCCACAUCGAGAAGCUGGGAGACGAAUACUUCACCUUCUUGACCGAAUGCAAGUCGCCCAAGGCAUGCACGAUCCUUCUCCGAGGACCCUCCAAGGACAUCCUGAACGAGAUCGACCGGAACUUGGCCGACGCCAUGUCCGUCGCCCGGAACGUCGUCUUCAACCCUACCCUCGCGCCUGGUGGUGGAGCGACCGAGAUGGCCAUCAGUGUAGCGCUCGCCAAGAAGGGCAAGGCUAUGGAAGGUGUAGAGGGGGCUCCGUUCAGGGCCGUAGCGGAUGCCCUCGAGGUGAUCCCGAGGACUUUGGUGCAGAACUGUGGUGGAAACGCUAUCAGGGUGCUGACCGAGCUCAGGGCCAAGCACGCAAACGGCGAGAACCACUACGGUGUUGAUGGAGAGACCGGCAAGGUCGUGGACAUGAAGGAGUACGGCCUGUUGGAGUCCGCAGCCGUCAAGAUCCAGACCCUUAAGACCGCUAUCGAGUCUGCCAAACUGUUGUUGCGUGUAGAUGACAUUGUGAGCGCAAAGCGACCAGAAGAAGGCGGUGGUGGUGGACAGGUACAGACGAUGGGUGGGGAGGGCGAGGGCGAGAUGCCCGAGAUGUAAAGGAUUUACGUCCAGGCAUCAAACUCGACAACAACCAAAAAAACGACACACCCAGGUUACGACCCGCUUCCUUUGUCUAUGUAGAUCACGAUUACAUGCGAAUUUCUUCUCGCAGCAGCAGCGAACAGCAAUUCUAUUAGCCAUCCUUGUC
Filobasidium floriforme is the source of this 1896-nucleotide messenger RNA. Its product is annotated as putative T-complex protein 1 gamma subunit. NCBI's taxonomy places the organism in Eukaryota, Fungi, Basidiomycota, Tremellomycetes, Filobasidiales, Filobasidiaceae. Gene Ontology annotation, molecular function: ATP-dependent protein folding chaperone; ATP binding; ATP hydrolysis activity. The record is from RefSeq and is a predicted model, not a curated record. The transcript is spliced from 9 exons. Gene Ontology annotation, cellular component: chaperonin-containing T-complex. The coding region runs from base 69 to 1745 and encodes 558 amino acids. Gene Ontology annotation, biological process: protein folding.